GUGAAUCCCCCCGGUGCCAAUUUUGGCUCAAGGGUGGGGCUUCAAUCGGACCACAGAGCCUUCACCCGAGUGACCUCUUGGUGGCGAGCCCUCUACCAGCCCGGCAACUGGGAGAGGCUGGUGCACAAGGCGAUCUAUUUCGUGGGGCGCCGGAGGAGGAUCUCGUUGGCCUUCGGCGGCAUGGAUCCGACGGACGCUGAGCUGGAACAAAUAGCGUCAGUACAAGACGCCCUUGAUUGGGCUGGAGUCGCUGGCGACCUUCAGCAGCAACUUUUGGAUGCAAUGGGAGGAGUGCAACGCGUACGUGAAGUGCCGCUCAUCCACCGACAGGCUUGGGACGAGGCAGUGGCGAGGCUGGUGGUCCCGGAAGCUAUAGACCCAGCCAUUGGAGGGCCACCCAAUGUCAGGCCUCUCAACCCGGUCGAGGGUGCCAGAGUCGAAUCCUUCAGGAGGGUGUGUCACCUGAGGAUUGGCCGUACCCCGGAUGAGAGAGGGGGUGGGCCAGUGCCCCUACCCAUGCCUCUUGGCGCUCCAUUUCCUCCAGCGGGUGGCAACGCCCAUCCAGGGGGAGGAGCCCAAGCUGGCAACCCUCCAAUGACCAGGAAGCUCAAGCUUUCAGCGGCCCUGGACCCCACACUAGACGCGGGCAUACAGCCGUUGUCCACAGUUGAGCAGGCCCAGAUGUAUCAGUCCUACAAGGACAAGUUCGGCGACUACCCCAACGCUGACUGUGAUCCUAGCGGUGAUCAAGUGGCUGCACUUCGUCAAGUACUUGCUGCUGGAGCAGUUCCGUUUACGUGCUUCACGGUCUUCGGACCACACGGACAACGGAUGCUCCGUAAACAGACGUUCACGGGGUACCAGCUCAAUGUGGCCACUGGAGAGUGGAGCAAACGUGAGCUCCCGGGUCCCAGCUCGUACCAUGCCUGGUACCAAUGCUGGCGGGUCUUCAGGACGGCCAUGCUCCUGCUCGGGGCGUGUGAUGCAGAGAGGUUGGACUCCUAUGCAGAAACCAUCCGGGGCUUCGUCACACAGUUUGGAGACGAGACGUGGUUCCUCAUCUCGAAGGCCGACUCCCAGAUGCGGUCAGAGCACCUGGAGCGCAUACGGCGCCAAUUGAGAAGCACCCCGGCCAUGGGGUUCACAGAGGCGUCACCCUGGUCAGCAUGCUUCGGAAUGGCGUGCAAAGACCACGAAUAUUGGGCCCGUGAGCUGCACACCCCAGCGACGCUCUUCUUGGCGCGCCACAAGCGGGAACCCGUACAGGGCCAGACGGAGGGUCCAACUGGGUCACCUACGAAAAGGACAAAGACGACCAAGGCAGCUCGCAGAGGAUACACGGGCAUGGACCACUCCAAGAAGGACGACACGGGGAUCUACACCAUCAACCGGAGGGGUGUCGAGAUCUGCAAGAACUACAACCAGAACAAGUGCGGCUCAACGGCAGCACAGGGGAAGUGCAAAGCGAAGAGGGCACAUCAGUGCAACCUGGCAUCCGGUGCCGCCCCUGCGCAAGCCCCGACACAAGAGGCACCACGACAGAGUGAAGCAGCAGGAAAGGGAGCCAAAAGGCCGAAGUCACCAACACUUCCGCCGACUCAGGAACAGCUCCUGGCUAUCCAGAAGCACAGAAGACCAUCGCCAGCUGACCCACAAGACGCUCCAAAGAAGGCCGAGCAGGGGGAUGCGGAACCUCAGCAACCUCACAAGCGGCAAAGAGUUGAAGAGGAGAGCAACAAGCAGUCUCUACCAGCCUCGACGCCGACGAUGGGAAUCAGGCAGGACCCAUGCCCGCCUCGGCAGUAUGGCUACUGGAUGCAUGGCCCUGGAGAUGCCCGGCUCAAGCCUUGGGCGCUCAUCCUUUUCUCCGGCCGCAGCAGGGAGGGCGAUCUACAACAUGCCCUGUGCAAUCUGGGAUGGAGGGUGUGCGCAAUAGAUGUGGUGGCACCUCGCCCUACCAACAUCUUGUGUGAAGCCACCUGGGAAUCCGUCCGGACAGACCUGGUGUCGGGCAAGUUCGAUGCCCUUAUGAUAGCCACGCCAUGCGAGACGUUCUCACCGCUGCGGGAGAAGCAACCUGGCCCCAGAGUUCUGAGGACUCUGGAGCACAUCCAAGGGCUUCCCAAAGCGGGUCUCACGCUGGCUGAACAGAAACAGGUGAAAGAAGCCAACGUCUUAGUCAGCAGGUCGGCAUCUGCAGCUUCGGCGCAAUCCGUGAACGACAAGCCCUGGUGCCUGGAAAAUCCAGAUCAUGGCGACGACCGGCCCAGCCUAUGGGUGAUGCCAGCGAUCAAGAGACUCCUCGAGGAUAAGGCCGACUCCAACACCUACUUUGAUCAAUGCAAAACUGGGUUGGCCACGAGGAAGCCGACAAGGUUGGCAUCGAGGGGAAUCGACCUGGCAAAGCUCAGGGACCUUAGGUGUGACCACUCUCCGCAACAACAAACGCGGGGAGACGGCUCGGUGUACCAGGCACCGCACCCGUCCACGGUCCAGCAAUGGGUGGUCAACAGCCAAGGACGAAGAGAGCGGGCAUCCAAAGCCCAGGGAGAGUACACUGCAGAGCUCUCCAACAUCCUGGCCCAGGCGUUUCAUGCCACGCAAACAGGGGCCACCUGGCUGAGGGAGGAGAAGGCACAGGAGCUAUGGCCUGCGCUGAGAGAACCGGCGGCAGCCAUUCUUGACGGAGGCACGCCCAAAGACUACGACACUGUGUUGGUGGACAAGCUCAGAGACAUCAUCCUGAACACCCUCUGGAACGUGAAGCCCAGAGGACCGAGGUCUGCGAGGGCAUCAACACCUAUCAGGGCAGACGUGGUAGCGGGAUGGAAGGCCGACCCGGACUCUGCUCUCCUGGCAUCUUGGCUGGACCACGGCGCACCCAUGGGAUUCCAGCAACAGGUGGUGUCCACUGGCAUCUUCCCGGAGGUUACCAAGCAGAUGGGUGAGGUGGAAGCCGAACACAUGGGCAUAGAAUCCCUGGAAGGCUGGACGAACUACGCGUCGGCAGAGCAGGAGAACAACGAGCUGCAACUACUCAUUGACGACUACGUCAAUCGGGGAUUCUGCCACUUGUCACCCUCCAUCAAGCAUGCCGAAGAGGAACUGGGCAGGCAACCCAUCAUCAACAAGCUGGGUGUGUUGGUAAAGGAAAAGGUCGACGCUGGCAAGACCACAAAGAAGGCGAGGAUCAUCUGGGACCUCAAGAGGUCCGGAGCGAACCAGUCAUGCCACCAAGGCGAGCGGGUGCUCCUGCCACGCCUGCUAGACUUGGUUGCAGGGAUUCUGGAAGGCUACCGCCGAGACCCAAGAGGUUGGAUUGCAGCAGUUGACAUCAGGGACGCUUUCAUGAACAUACCGGUCAUGGAAGACCGAUAUGCGCUGGUGGCGGCCAAGCCCAAGAAGAAGGCCGACGAUGACAUGGAGCUGGUAAUCUUCGACGCCUUGGUGUUUGGGGCGGCCAGCUCUCCGACAGUAUGGGGGAGAUUUGCGGCAUUCCUCGCAAGAACCAUCGUCGCGGUGGAGCCGGAAGUCACCUGCCAACUCUACGUGGACGACCCGGCAAUAGCAAUGUCUGGGUCGAGAGAGGACGCCAUCACUCAGCUGACGUCAGUUCUCCUGUGGGUCAACAUUUUGGGCUACCCCAUCAAGAUGUCCAAAUCGACAGGAGGAAAAUCAGUCAACUGGAUUGGGGCGGUCGUGACGCUCCUGGACGAAGAAGCGGCGGUGGAAGUUACCAUAGCCCAGCACAAGGUGGACAAGCUGGUGGAAGUCACGGACAAGUUUCUAGCCAGGCCGGUUGUUGGUGUGAAAGAGCUGAGGUCCUAUGUGGGCGCCUUGUCCUUCAUCGCGGGGCUCAUUCCACACCUGAGGCCUUUCCUUUCUUCGCUGUGGGCGGUCUUGCCCUUCGGCCGUAGUAUGGCUGAUGACGGAGCCCCGACAAAGGGCAUUUCCGGAAGGCUGGUACACGUCCGAAGGAUAAGACCAGCCUUGGGUUGGAUCAGGGCCUUGCUGAUGGGUAAAGGAGCCCCGCUGCGAAGACAGCUGAAGGCAUUCCUACCCGAAAUUCAAAUCAACAUCACUACAGACGCUUGCCCAUUUGGCAUCGGGGGCACGCUUCGGGUGUCGGGAGAGCUCGUAGAAGCGUUCUCCGCGGACCUACCUGAGUUUGAGCUCCUGAAGUUUAAAGCCAGACGCGGCGAGUCCAAAUUCACCACGCUGUGGGAGGCGUUGGCCUUGCUUGUGGCCUGUCGCCUGUGGCUACCCAGGUUUGAAGGGAAAGCCAGAGUUCAUUGUAAGAGCGACAGUUUAGCGCUGCUGCUCUCACUAGUGAAGGGACGGGCAAAGGCACCAGACCUAGCCGUCGUCUCCCGCGAGUUUUCCAUCGAUAUGGCCAGGGACAAGUACAGGCUGCACCUCUUGACACACAUACCAGGCAUCACCAACAUUGAAGCAGAUGCCCUGUCAAGGGUGUACGCACCAAACCCUCCGGUUUUACCAAAGUCUUUGGAGGGAGUCCCAAGGGCCGAAGUCCGCCUAGGCUCAAAGAGGACGGCUCCUCCGGACCUCCCGGUGCUGGGCGCCCAUGAUAGGAAGAAGGGACCAUUCCAGCCACUGCGGGAGGGAUUUGCCAUUCCCACACGGGACGCCCAACCUUCCGCCAAGGUGGAGGAGCGUCCUUCGUCGGGAGGCGGUCCCAAACCGUACGGCCGGGGUUCCGCCGAGACUGCGCUAGCGUGCAUAACGGACCCUCGGUCCUGCAGCAGUGCGCUCAGGGCAGACAUUAGCGCUGCAACCACCAAGGGGCCCACGGCCUCCAGAAAGCAACUCUGGGCAGCCUUGGCUACAAAAGCCGGCUACGAGGACCCAUUCUACCUUGAGCCGGACCGCAUCUUCGAGGUGAUGGGUGCCCUCAAACUUGCUGGGUUCCGUUCUGCGCAGCUGUACCUGGACACGGCCAAGUCCCAGCACAUCGCGGCCGGGUACGGCUGGACAUCCCAGCUGCAGCAGGCCUACAGAGCCGCAGUGCGUAGCUGCAAUCGUAACCUGGGUAACCCUAAGCAAGCUGCUCCGUUACCCCUGGCAGAGUUAGCAAGCCUACAGGGUGAAGAGCCACUUGCCCGCUCUGGACCCAAGUGGCCCGCGCGCUCAGCUCUGUUGGCAUCCUGGUGGCUCCUCCGGGAGAUUGAGGCGUCGAACUCCAUCCGGGGCCACAUCACGGUUCACGAGGAGGACAAGAAGAUCGACUGGCGCCUUCCCAACUCCAAAACCGAUUGGAGAGCGUUGGGAGCCACCCGGAGCCACACCUGCUCUUGUGAGCUCGCUCCGGUUGCACAGUGUCCCUACCACAACAUGGUGGACCAUUUGGCCAGGCUGGGCAAGGACCCGUCCACACCGAUUUUCCCAGCCGCCGAUGGAAAUCCCGCGUCUAAAACCGGGUGGGCUGACACAUUUGAGGAGCUGGGCAAGAUCCUCAAGCUGCCAUGCACCUACCCCAAUGGGGCCAGAUGCUUCACAGGGCACACAGCUCGAGCAUCUGGAGCAGUACACCUGGCAGCAAGUCAGGUAGAACUUUGGAGAAUCCAGCUGUUUGGGCGCUGGGGCAGCCAAGUCUUCCUGCAGUACAUCAGAGAUGCACCUCUGAAACAGCUGGACAAGUUAGCAUUGGAGACAUCGGUUCACUUGUCGCUGUCUACGGCAAAGGCUCAGCUCCAGGACUUGAUGCGCAGGGCACAAACGGGGUUGGCAACAACGCUGGCAUGCCCGACCCCGGACAUGCUAGGGGACUGCGAAGCAUCAAUUGGGGACUUGGAGCCUCCCAAGAUCACGGACCCCAUCGUCAUCAACCUCAACGGAGGUCGCUUGCAGGAAGUGUUUCCCGGAGCUGAAGAGCCAAGCAGCGUCAUCUUCAUCGGGGUCCUCCUCUUCUUCUUCGAA
Molecule: messenger RNA, 5937 nt
Organism: Cladocopium goreaui
Lineage: Eukaryota; Dinophyceae; Suessiales; Symbiodiniaceae
Source: the annotation of a GenBank genome assembly